Quercus robur (English oak) is the source of this 1626-nucleotide messenger RNA. RefSeq lists its product as uncharacterized. Gene Ontology annotation, molecular function: nucleic acid binding; RNA-DNA hybrid ribonuclease activity. The record is from RefSeq and is a predicted model, not a curated record. Lineage: Eukaryota; Viridiplantae; Streptophyta; Magnoliopsida; Fagales; Fagaceae. Bases 1 to 1626 code for a protein of 541 amino acids. The transcript is spliced from 4 exons.
AUGCCGAGUAUAGACCCUAGUGUUAUUACCCACCGUUUGAAUGAAUGUCCUUCCUCCAAGCUUGUGCGGCAAAAGAAGAGGGUGUUUGCCCCUAAGAGAGAUAGUGCAAUCAAGGAUGAGGUCCAAAAGCUGAUGGUAGCAAAGUUCAUUCGGGAAGUGUACUACCCGGAUUGGUUGGCCAAUGUAGUAAUGUUCAAAAAAGCAAAUGGAUACAAUCAGAUAAGAAUGGACGAGGCUGACCAAGAGAAGACAUCUUUUGUCACCAGUCAAGGCUUAUUCUGCUAUAAGGUGAUGCCGUUUGGUUUAAAGAACGCAGGGGCGACAUAUCAGAGGUUGGUCAAUCACAUGUUUCGUCCGCAGAUUGGGCGAAAUGUGGAAGUCUAUGUAGAUGACAUGCUGGUGAAAAGUCAGGACGAAGGAAGGCAUCUAGACGACCUGCAGGAGACAUUUGAAACAUUAAGGCAGUAUCACAUGAAGCUGAAUCCUAGCAAAUGUGCCUUUGGAGUAUCAUCAGGGAAAUUUCUUGGCUUUAUGGUAUCCCACAGGGGAAUUGAGGCGAAUCCAGAUAAAAUUCAAGCAAUAUUGGACAUGAAGCCACCGCAAAAUACCAAGGAAAUUCAAUCCCUCACUGGACGAGUUGCUGCGCUUAAUAGGUUUGUCUCCAAAGCUACUGAUAAAUGUUUGCCAUUUUUUAAGUACCAAGCGACUAAUAAUGAAGUCGAAUAUGAAGCCCUCCUCAAAGGGCUAGAAUUGGCUAAGUCUGUGGAAGCCAAGUCCAUAUGUGUCAUGGGGGAUUCUCAACUGAUCAUGGGACAAGUGAAUGGGAUGUAUGAAGCGAAGGAAGAACGAAUGAAAAAAUACCUUGGAAGGGUGAUGCGCCUUGUGAAAAGAUUUGAAAACGCUGACUUCAUUCAAAUCCCAAGGGAAGAGAACAUGGAAGCUGAUACUAUAGCGAAAGAAGUCUCAGCAGAUGAAUCAUUAAAGAAGUCAGAUGAAGUUCAAUAUAUGCCAAGUAUAGAUGUCCUAGAAGUACAACAGGUGGAUAACAGAGAGAAUUGGAUGACUCCCAUUAUAUCAUACUUGAAAGACGGACGACUGCCAGAAGAGAAGGACGAGGCCAGGAAGGUGAGGGUGAGAUCAGCUAGAUAUGUCCUUAUGAAUGAAGUGCUAUACAAGAGAGGUUUCUCUCAACCAUACCUUAGAUGCUUAGCUUCAGACGAAGCAAACUACGUACUGAGAGAAGUUCAUGAAGGGGCAUGUGGUAAUCACUCAAGAGCCAGAUCACUUGUCCACAAGGUCGUCCGUGCAGGGUAUUACUGGCCGAACAUGCAAGCUGAUGCUAAAGCAUACGUUAAGGUCUGCGACCAGUGCCAGCGAUUUAGCAAUGUCCCCAGGCAACCAUCGGAAUACCUCACCCCAAUGGUGGCAUCGUGGCCCUUCGCACAAUGGGGACUGGACAUUUUGGGUCCCUUCCCUUUGGGAGUAAGGCAGAUGAAGUUUUUAGUGGUUGGCAUCGAUUAUUUCACCAAAUGGGUGGAAGCAGAACCGUUGGCAAAUAUCACACAACAGAAUGUGAAAAACUUCGUGUGGAAGAACAUUGGUGAUGAUGUAUCAAGACAAGGAUAA